Rattus rattus (black rat) is the source of this 2945-nucleotide messenger RNA. RefSeq names its product TSPY like 2 (gene Tspyl2). Gene Ontology annotation, biological process: nucleosome assembly. Gene Ontology annotation, molecular function: histone binding; chromatin binding. Gene Ontology annotation, cellular component: chromatin; nucleus. Lineage: Eukaryota; Metazoa; Chordata; Mammalia; Rodentia; Muridae. The record is from RefSeq and is a predicted model, not a curated record.
CACUAGGGGGCAGUCAGCCCGAUGAUUGGUGGGCGUGAAGGGAGCCAAUUAGAAAAUGAUGAUGUGUAGUGUUGGCAAGCGGAUUGCGUGAGAGAAGGCAGGGGUUGAGGGAACGCUAACGCCAGCUCCAAGGCCUGCAGCCAAUGGUGGGCAGACGCCAUGCCAAGGAGUGGGCGGGGCCUCGGCGACUGGCGCUGUGGGAGUAGGGCAGGCGCUGUGGGAGGGGACGUCAGAGCGAGGUGGUGAGCCGAGCUGGUCGCGUGAGGUGUGGCGGCUCCGCUUCAAGUGUGACUGGUGCCUGAGGCCUUGUCUGAGAGCCGAAAAGCCAGUGCUUUGAGCGCGGUCACCAUGGACCGCCCGGAUGAGGGGCCUCCGGCCAAGAUCCCCCGCCUGAGCAGCUCGGAAUCCCGUCAGCGCGACCUGCCGCCCCCGCCACCCCCACCACUCCUGCGACUGCCCCUGCCUCCACCCCAGCAGCGUCCGAGACCCCAGGAAGAGACCGAGGCUGCACAGGUGCUGGCUGACAUGAGGGGGGUGGGCCCCACGCUGCCCCCACCACUGCCCUAUGUCAUUCUCGAGGAGGGGGGUAUCCGUGCGUAUUUCACUCUGGGUGCUGAGAGUCGGGGCUGGGAUCCUGCGAUUGAGUCAGGGUUCGGGGAGGUCCCGUCCACAGAGAUCAUAGAAACACUCCCGUCUUCAGAAGCCUCUAGGGGAAGCCUGGAAAUUGACUUUCAGGUUGCAGAGCACAGCAGCCUUGGAGAGAAGGCCCUAGAAACCUGUAGCUUUGGAGGGUGGGGGCCCCAGAUGUUAGUCGGUCCAAAGAGGAAGGAGGAGGCUAUCAUCAUAGUGGAAGAUGAGGAUGAGGAUGAAAAGGAAAGUAUGAGGAGGCUGCAGCAGCGUCGGCGGCGGAGGAGGAGGAGGAGGAGGAAGCAGAGGAAGGCGAAGGAGAGCAGAGAGAGGAGUGCGCAGAGGAUGGAAAGCAUACUGCAGGCCCUGGAGAGCAUUCAAAUGGACCUGGAGGCGGUGAACAUCAAGGCAGGCAAGGCCUUCUUGCGUCUCAAACGCAAGUUCAUCCAGAUGCGAAGACCCUUUUUGGAGCGCAGAGACCUCAUCAUCCAGCAUAUCCCAGGCUUCUGGGUCAAAGCAUUCCUCAACCACCCCAGAAUUUCAAUCUUGAUCAACCAACGCGAUGAAGACAUCUUCCGCUACUUGACCAAUCUUCAGGUACAGGAUCUCAGACAUAUCUCCAUGGGCUACAAAAUGAAGCUGUACUUCCACAACCCAUACUUCACAAACAUGAAGGUGAUUCAGGAGUUCCAGCGCGGCGCUCAGGUAAGUGGUCGGUUGGUGUCUCAUUCUACCCCUGUGCGUUGGCAUGGGGGACAGGAACCCCCAGCUACAACGAGAACCCACGACACCAGAGAAAGCUUCUUCAACUGGUUUUCCAACCACAGCCCCCCAGAAGCUGACAGAAUUGCUGAGAUUAUCAAGAAUGACCUGUGGGUUAACCCAGUACGCUACUACAUGAGAGGAGGUGGCUACAGAACAAGCAGAAAGAAGCAACUAGGAAAGGAAAGUAGAGCCAAGAAUCAAUAUGAAAUGGUGAUCAUGGAAGAUGCUCAUGACCAUUAUGCCGUUGAAGACAUUCUCAGUGAAAUCUCAGAAAUUGAUGAGAUCACUGACAAUGAGACCAUUCACGAUAUCAAGAUCUCUGACUUCAUGGAGACCACUGACUACUUUGAGACCACUGAUAAUGAGGUAACUGAUGCCAAUGAGAACCUGUGCGACAGUGAGAAUCCUGACCACAGUGAGGGCUCCCACAAGAUCACUGACAACAAAGGGAGCAUUGCCACCGGUCCAGAUGACAACGGUGACAAGCCAGAGGAAAAGAAUACCUAUGACAGUGAGGAUUCCAACAGUGAGAAAGCUGAUGGGGACGACAAAACCCUAGAAGGUGACAACCAGCAGGUUAUUAAUAUCCAAGAUAGCAGUGAUAGUGACAAUGGAGAUGAGGGUAGUGAUGAUGAAGAUGAUGAUGGCAAUGAGGGUGACAAUGAGGGCAGUGAUGAUGAUGACAGGGACAUUAAAUACUAUAAGAAUGGCUUCGAAGUCUUUGACAAGGCUCUGGAUAACCGCACCAACCAAGAUGUCUAUGAGGAGGAGGUAGAAAUCAUCUCUGAAGACUCAGUUGAGGAAGAAGAGGAAGAGACCAGUGAGGAAGCUAGUGAGCUAAGCGAGGACAGCUAUGAAGACGAACGAGUCUAUGAGGAGGAAGGGAGUGAAGUGAACUCAGAAGAUUCUGAUAUCCAGGAAGUGCUGCCAGUCCCAAAUGCUUGGGCCAGCCUGGGGAAGAAAGGGAAAAUUGGAUAAACAUCUUGCCCUUUAGGGCCUCUCUAUAUAUUACCCCAUACCCUAUCCCAUUUGCCCUCCUCUUCAGCUAGGGCUGUGCGGCCCCAUAUUGCACUUCUGGGGGGAGACCGAUUGAUUACACGGGUUUAAAGUUUAUUUUUAUGGUUUAGUAACUGCAGAGUUACUUAUUUGGAGGAGGGGUCACCCUCCCCUUCGGCCCUCCUCCACUGCAGGCUUCUGUGUGCUGCUAAUCUUAUUUAUUGUGAUGCCUUGGUCAGGGCCCCUCUAGCCCCCUUCUCGUGAGCUUAGGCCCAAGCCCCUCUCUCCGUGCUGCGUGGACAUCCUAUCACUAAGCGUGAAGGGCCUAUGUGACCUUCGUGACACCUGCACUGUGGCCUCGAGACUCUGCUACUACCCCUUCCUUUCUCCAGAGUUUCUCUCCAAUCCCUUUCUUCCCUUCACCAGCCCUGACCACUAGCCCGCCUCAGUGUCUUUGCCAGGCAGCUUCGCCUUUGUGGUAUUCCUGCUCCCCAGAAGCCCCGCCCCUCCCCCCGUGACCCUUGACGAGUCUAAUAAAACUGAGCAAAUUCAAAGUG